This is a messenger RNA of Chinchilla lanigera (long-tailed chinchilla), 2016 nucleotides long. RefSeq names its product HIRA interacting protein 3 (gene Hirip3). NCBI's taxonomy places the organism in Eukaryota, Metazoa, Chordata, Mammalia, Rodentia, Chinchillidae. The coding region runs from base 23 to 1798 and encodes 591 amino acids. The transcript has 7 exons. Gene Ontology annotation, cellular component: nucleus. The record is from RefSeq and is a predicted model, not a curated record.
CGCCAAUCCCGCGUGGAGCAAAAUGGCGCGGGAGAAUGAGAUGCGGGAGUUCACGCACAGCUUCUUCCGAGGCCGCCCUGACCUCAGCACGCUCACGCACUCCAUCGUGCGGCGGAAGUUCUUGGCUCACGCGGGUCGUAACCAUCUGGAACCCGAGGAGAAGCAGGCGCUGAAGCGGCUGGUGGAGGAGGAGCUGCUGAAGAUGCAGGUGGAUGAAGCUGGUGCCAGGCAAGAGAAGCUGGACCUCACCAAGCAGGUGAAGAGGCCUCCCACCCCCUGCAGUGACCAAGAAAGAAAAAGGUUCCGCCUCACUUCAGAAUCAGGGUCCAGGUCUGCAGUCUCCAGUCCGGACAGCUUUGGAUGCUCAGCAAAUAACGGGAUGGCAGAAGCAGAAAUCAGCCCAGCCAAGGAGCCGCGUCCAAGGCAGGCUUCAAAAAAAGCAGUUGAGAGCAGUGACGAACAGCAAGGGGACCAGCCUGCAAAGCAGCCUGCGAAAAUGGGAUUGGGGGAGAGCAGUGAGGAGGAGGAGGAGGAGGAACAACAACAGGAAGGACUGGGGGCGGGGGAGGGCCCUGUCAGAAUAAGUGAGCUCUUAGAGGAAAAGGACAGUGAAGAAGAUGAGGAGGAAAAAGAAUACAAGGGCAGGACCUUGAAGAAACCUAGGACCAAGGCGGAGCAGGCACCAGGCAAGGCCUCGGCCACAAAGCAGCAGGCCUGGGAAGAAAGUGAGGACAGCGGGGAAGAACCUGUCCAGAGGCGAGCAAAGAAGGCUGGGGGAAGGAGAGAUGCUAAAAGCCAUGAGGAGAACCAGGAGGAGGAGGAGGAGGAGGAGGAGUGCCUAUUCCAGAAGAAAGAGAACAAGGAGGGGGACAAAGAUGAGGAAGAGGAGGAGGAUCAGAAACCCAGAGCUAGAAGCAAGGGAGGGGCAAAGUCAGCUUUGCAGGGGAAGAGCUGUAAGCAAGAAAGCAGGGCAGGGCGGCUGAGAGAUGUGAGGGACAGUGGGGAAGAAAAAGAGAAAGAGGCCACAGGCAGUGGCGCUAACAGUGGGGGAGGUGAAGAGUCCCCCGUGCACAGCAAGAGCAAGGGCGGGACCCAGUGUAAACGCAGGAAAAGGCAGAGCAGAAGCAGCGAGGAUGAGGACAGCGGCAUGGUGCGCGCACCUGCUCAAGGCACUGCGAGGUCGGCCGCAGCCGGCAGUGUCAGUGGUGAAGAGAGUGAUACAGAAAGGGAGGUAAGCGACAGCGAGGCAGCGGGGAGCCCUAAGGGAGAGCGGAAGAACCGCUCCUCCAAGAAGAGCUCCAAAAAGAGCAGAACACGAAGCUCCUCUUCCUCCUCGGAUGGAAGUCCAGAGCCCAAAGACAGGAAGGUUAGUUCCGGUCGCCAUGGAGAGGACCACCCAGCUGUGACCAGGCUGAAGCGCUACAUUCGCGCCUGUGGUGCCCAUCGGAACUACAAAAAGCUGCUGGGAUCCUGUCGCUCACACAAGGAGCGCCUGAGUGUACUCCGGGCUGAGCUGGAAGCCCUGGGCAUGAAGGGUAACCCUUCUUUGGAGAAAUGUCGUGCCCUGAAGGAGCAGCGGGAGGAGGCAGCAGAGGUGGCCUCUUUGGAUGUUGCCAACAUCAUCAGCAGUUCAGGCCGGCCACGUAGACGGACUGCCUGGAACCCCUCAGGAGAAGCAGCCCCCUUUGGGGAGCUGUACCGCCGGACCCUGGACUCCGAGGAGGAACAGCCUCGUCAGGCUCCCCCAGACUGGUCCCACAUGCGAGGCAUCAUCAGCAGUGAUGGCGAGAGUAACUGAGUGCCCCCGUCUCACAGGAGGGACCCUUUCCCUGUGUACCAGGUGCACCUGGCAGCCUGUGCUCUGACGCUCAAAGCAAAAAGCUUUCUUCAAGAAGACGGCAGCCCCCAGGGACAUAAGCUGCACUGACACUACUUCUCAGCUUCUCGUUCUCCAUUUUGGUGUUCAUAAGGAUUUAUUUUUUGAGACUCAAUAAAGGAAUGUUUGUAAUCACUUCA